CAUAUGACAGUCAUUCGUCUGCAUUCAAGAAAUAUGGGUGUAACAAUGGCUCUAUUUUACCUAACUCUUGUUUUAUCAAUCCUCGGUGCAAAUGGCGCUGGAGUAUUUAGUGUGCUCCAUAGCCCCGAGUCCUUAAAAUUCUCGGGUACGUCUGAAGUCGAUGAAAGCUUACUAAAAGAAGUAUUAUCGGCUGGUUUUGGUCUAUCCGUUGACAAGAACUCUGCAUGGAAUGGAUUAUCAAUAGUAGAUCCAUUCAACACUCCAGAAGCCAUUGUCGAAGUUUAUGUCGAAGGUGUAUCUAGCCUUGGCAGUAUUGUUGAAGCAAAAGCGAGAAAUUAUCCAUUAGUGGUGGAUGAGUAUGAGCCGGACACAUUCAAAGUUAUCAAACACAGAAUUGAGCAGCGAUUCAGCAAUGGUGGUAACACCCUCAUAAGUAUCCAGCUGUCCAACCCUGGAGAGUUCCAGUCUUUCUCUGGCGUGUUUGGUGAACUGUCGCCACCAAAGGUUCCGAAACAAACACUACAACAUUUGAAAAGUGAUGUUGAAGAAGACUAUCAAUUUUUGGCUGAAUUAGAGGCUUUGAAACUUUUCAUUAGCAAGAUCAACUCAGGUGCAAUCAGCCCGGACAACAUUAUUGAUUUCUACAACUUCAGAUUCCGUUCACUGCACGCCUUGUCCGAUCUCCAUGGUCCCAACUCAUUACAGACUAAGGAGGCAAAGAAACUUUUAGGCGGGGCGCUGAUCGAGCUGAGCAAGGCGUUUACGAAGGCGUACGACGGCGCUGUGCUGGUGACUGCUGUGUGUACGGACGUGGCGCACACUCGCCGCGCCGUGCGCUCCGCCCGCCUUCCCCGUCAGGUCACGACACCAACGACUCCGGCCGCUCCAUCCGCCUCACCCUCUUCCACCAGUUACUCGGCUGACUACGCGGCCAUCUUCAACAUCUUGCUGUGGUUCGGCGUGGUGUUCGUUUUCACUUUGGUCGCCAUCGUGUACGCCAUCAUGGACAUGGACCCCGGCAGGGACUCCAUCAUCUAUCGCAUGACCAGCACGAGGAUGAAGAAAGAUAAUUAAACUGCAUUCUUGUUUCUUAUGCCUUUACACACAGGGCAGUAGUCGGCCAGUAUUGUUGAUGUUUGAGCGGUCAGUACUUCAAACAAUAGCAGUACUGCACUAUCUUCUGCUCUGCACUCGUGUGUAACUGGCUUUAGCAGGACUUGUAGUCGCUCGAUAUAGUAGUGUUGCUUCCUUACGUAAAUACGAUUCAUGGGGUAACUCCCAUUUUCAGAGUGUAAAUUAAAUUAGCGACACAUUUUAUGUAUAUAAGUGUAAAUUAUGUUUAUUUUCCUGUGUGAUAUGUAAUUUGUUGAAGUGAAUUGUUUGCAUUCUGUUAUUUUUAAUUUCAGUUCAAUACACUAAUGAAGAUUU
Messenger RNA from Papilio machaon (common yellow swallowtail), 1428 nucleotides. It is a transcript of the gene ATP6AP2, whose product is annotated as ATPase H(+)-transporting accessory protein 2. NCBI's taxonomy places the organism in Eukaryota, Metazoa, Arthropoda, Insecta, Lepidoptera, Papilionidae. The record is from RefSeq and is a predicted model, not a curated record. Gene Ontology annotation, biological process: positive regulation of Wnt signaling pathway. Gene Ontology annotation, molecular function: signaling receptor activity. The transcript has 8 exons. Gene Ontology annotation, cellular component: membrane; external side of plasma membrane. Bases 4 to 1074 code for a protein of 356 amino acids.